GGUAUCAAUAAUAUUAAUCAUGGAUAUCCACUCGCUCAUCAAAUCGCCUUGUGAACCCAAAGAUAUCUGGGCUACUAAGCUUUAUGACCUUGGGGAAGAUGCUAAAGAAUCAGUUCCUCAGAUUCCGAAGACAACUAAACAGUUUGUGAACACUCUUAGGACUAACAAGGGCAAACCUAUUGUAGGAGACUUUAAAAGUAGUUCUAAACAAAGGGUUUGUACUGAGCCGAUCUGUAUUCCUCCUAGAUUUAGAGAGACUUGUCAAGAUUGUUCAGAGCAGCUGAUAGAACUGAAAUCAAGGGAUAUAACUACGCUUAAGGAUUAUAAGCCUAAGACUUACAACAAGAAGGCAAUUGGGAAAUUGACUAAGCUGAGACUUAAAGCCCAGAAAUCAGAGUUUCUAAGAAAGUUGCCAUCUGAUGAGAUCUUAAAGUCUAUGAUAGAUUAAAGACUCGUGGAAAUGAGUCAAAGCUCAAAUAACUACUAAUUCCUAAACUCUUGCCUUCAUCUUAAAUCGGUUGGGUUAUGUGCUACUUGGCAUAUAAGUGAGAACAUUAAGACAUUAGGAAAGUGAUUGGAGUGUACCAUAAUGAAAUGAUAUGUGAGCACAUCUUCUAACUCUCUCAAUUUCUUAGUUAAGGCUCCAUUAUUUAUUCAGAAUAAUUUAUCAAAAUCCUGAUCCCUGAGUCUUAGUUUUAUAGAUUUAAGCAAUGAGCCUCAGCAUGUCUUAUGACAACUCCCUCUGUUUAUUAUUAUUUCUGACAUAAAGACAGUAGACAUAGCAAGGACUCUUACUGUACAGUAUAAUGCUUCUGGGUGUUAUUGUUCUAAAAUUAUAUCUAAGCUUAAGACCGCAAUUUCUUCUAAAAUUUUGACUCCUCAAAAUAUAAAAAUUGAACUUGGUAUUCCAAAACCUAGCUAAUUAGUUUUAUCUUUCAGUAUUUCUGAAAACUAUGAAAGUAUUCUUACUUUUCUCUAUGUUAUGUUUCCCAGAUGGAGAUCAUAACAGAGAUGUUUUAAGGAGGGGAAAUCUAAAGCAAAAUUAGGCUUUUAGUAAAGAUGCCCCUGAGUUUAUGCUGAAUAUUCUCGGUUUACCAAAACACAUAGAGAUCUUGCUACAGAUGAGCCAUAAUAUCUAAAAAUUCAGCUCCCUGGUUGAUGCCCAUUCUUAUCGUUUGAAAUAGUAAGCCAGCAAUUAAAAUGUAAAGCCUAUGGCUACUGGGAAGGUGCCUUACCCAAUUCUUUAAGCAAUAGAAAUAUCCCUUAUAGGAAAUGGGCUGCUUUUUAAUAAACUAAUGAUUAAAGCGAAGAUUUACUGUUAUUGCUAAUUUAGAUAUUCCCAUUAGCUUUGAUAAGUAUCAAGACUAACAGCUCGAUGAGACCACAUCCUGAGGUUCAAACUUAAUUAAGAACUCAUGAGAGGAGGGUCAUACUUCCCUAGUAGGAUAUCUACAGGUUUUCUCUACCAGUUUCAAUUCAGUCAACAAGUUAUUGACAUAAAUGUGUGCAAAUUUUAAUUUCUAGCACUCCUCAUCUAUUUUGGCAUACUGUUUUGUCGUGAAGAAAGGGAAACUCUACAGUCGUCUUCUUAGAGACCAUAAUGAUGGGGACUAAUAUUUCCCUUUAUGAAAUACAUUGCUAAGAUAUCAAUCCAAAAAUUAUGAUUUGAUUACAAAAGUUUUAGUCAACAUAUUUUCAUCAAGGAAAAUAGGAAGGGAUUCCCCAAAAUCUAACAUAAGAUAUAUUUUAGUUAAGAUGAACCUGGACUCUAGCCUGACUGUCAUGCUCUUCAGCAAGAUUAGUGUGUGCUCUAGAAUCGAUUUAUAGUCCAGCUGUAGAUAUAAAGUGACUUUACAAUGGUGGUCCAUUUCAUUCAGCAGGAAAACAAAUUAAAGAUGGAUAAAAUGCUGGUUCCUGACAAGUUUGGAUUAAGAAAGAUCACUGAAGUAGGAGUUAAUAUCUCUUGUAUAAAGUCUACUCUAUUUCAUUAGCAAAGGUAGGUUAAGAAACAGAGUCAGGUGCUAGAAAGUCACCUUCCUUGUUGGUUAAAGUUACUCAAGUUUUAUGGUAUUCUACUGAGCGAAAGUAUUUAAUAGUCAUCUUUAUUUGUUUUGUUAAUACUCAAAGUAAUAUUGAUUAAUAUUUAACUUCCUUAACAUGUUUAACAGAAACCGAGCUACACUUUUAAAUUUUUGCUAUCAAGUGGAUCGGCAAGAAGAGAACUUCUUUAAUAAUCUGCCUGCACAAAGUUACAGUAGAUUGGUUCAACUA
Messenger RNA from Moneuplotes crassus, 2271 nucleotides. Lineage: Eukaryota; Ciliophora; Spirotrichea; Euplotida; Euplotidae. The record is from the annotation of a GenBank genome assembly.